Molecule: messenger RNA, 811 nt
Organism: Ceratosolen solmsi marchali
Lineage: Eukaryota; Metazoa; Arthropoda; Insecta; Hymenoptera; Agaonidae
Product: chymotrypsin-2-like
Exons: 4
Coding region: 56-811 (251 amino acids)
Biological process (GO): proteolysis
Molecular function (GO): serine-type endopeptidase activity
Source: RefSeq, a predicted model, not a curated record
AUUUAUAUUUAUUAGGAGCCCAGGGAUUCAAAAUGCUUUGGUGCAUUCAAGAUGUAUGAUUGGAGCCAAUGUUAGAGAUGCAAUGGAAGACGAAUUUUCUUAUGUUGUAUCAAUUUCUCGUAUUGAUUUAGAAGAUGCGAGUAAGCCCAAUGAACAUUUCUGUACAGGAACACUUAUUACGCGGCAGGAUGUCUUGACUUCGGCACAUUGUAUGGAAAGCGAAGCACUGUCUACAACUUUGGUAAUUGUUGGGUCGAUUAAUUUAACGGAAGGUAUCACGUAUAAGCCAUUAUGGUGGAUAACUUAUAAUCUGUGGACUGAUAUGAAGGAAAUGCAACGAAAAUUUACAAAUAAUGAUAUUGGCAAUUUAAGGUUAUAUCAUGAAGUACCCGAAGAGAUCGUACCAGCUUCCAUAAUGCAGAUGCCAAAUUCCAAUUUUUAUGGAUUAAAUGUUCAAAUUGCAUCGUGGGGUGACAGAGAGGAUGGUGUAACUCCUAUAAAUAUGAAAACAGUUAUAUUAAAUAUCUUAUCAAACACUGAAUGCGAAAGUAGGAUUAAAGGACUUUGCGGACAAGAUGUUCCAAUCAAAGAAAAUCGCUUAUGUGCUGUUGCGGAUCCAUUUGCUUUGAUGUACAGAGGUGACAGUGGUGCUCCACUUUUAUAUAUGGGAUCAGUAAUAGCUAUUCAUGAGGCAACGAUUCCACUAUUUGAUGAACCUUUUCAUCCAGAAAAUGUAAAUGUUAAUAUUGAUAUUAGUUAUUAUUUGAACUUUAUAAUUGCUGUAACUAAUACAAAUUUUAGAUACUCGUAA